Brassicogethes aeneus is the source of this 5713-nucleotide messenger RNA. Lineage: Eukaryota; Metazoa; Arthropoda; Insecta; Coleoptera; Nitidulidae. The record is from the annotation of a GenBank genome assembly.
GGGAUGCAAAGAACAAAGCAUUUGAAGAAGUAGCGGAAAUAGUAGUUCCGGAUUUUAAAAAUUUUGCGGAAGCAAAAAAGAACUUUUAAAAUUUUGCGUUGUAUUAUUCUCUUUAUCCAAAAAGCGGCAACAGCGCAGUUCUGGAGGCGCUGAGAACCGUCUCGUAGUAGACAUUUCGAUUGAUCUACGUGCUGUUGAAGAGUGAGGUUCCGUUUUGGAGGUUAAAUACAAGUAAGUCAUCCUUUUUCUGACUGUUUCCUUUUUAUGCUUAUACAUAUCAGCUAGCAUUUUUGGUAUUAAAAUUUUAAUUGAGAUACAAUAUCCAAUUAGGCCGUGACCAUGAGUGGUCAUGGCUCUCCCCCCGGAGAUCCGGGAGGAACAUUAAAUUAUUACAGGCAGGCAGUGAACGAUUUAAUUAUUAGAUCUCCUAGUACUCAAGAAGCGGUAAAGGGCCUAGUUAACUUGUCCCAAAUUAAUAAUAUUCCAUCCAUUUUGGAUAGAGAAUUUUUAUCACAACUAGACUGUAAUGACGAUUUUAAGAAUGAAAUAAAUGAGGUAGUUAAUAGAGGGUUUUGGAUCUCAGAAAAAGGGGAUCGAAUUGAUUUUGACAAUAAAAUAAACAUUCAAUCUAAUAUUCUAGUAAAAUCUCCACAAAAAAUGGAGCUCGACGCUUCAAAAAACAUCAACAAAAAAUAUGACCAUGAAAUUAUUUUAUAUUCCGUUUACGAUACAGGUCCUUUUAUAAUUAAUAUUGAAUCAGCUGAUAAUACAACUUUGCAUUAUCAAAGAGUAGGUAAAUUGCUAGCACAAAAUAAUAACUAUGAAAUUAUUAGAGUAACUAAGAGGGGUAGAAAUAGAAUGGCAGUUUAUUUUAAAAAUAUGACCAAAGCCAAUGAAUUUUUGGGUAAUGAAGAAUUUCUGAAACAAUAUAAUUUUAAAGCUUACAUUCCUAGGCAUCUCGUAACAUCUAAAGCAAUAGUUAGAGGAAUAGAUCCAGAAUUUACAGAGGCAGAUAUUCUUAAAAAUAUAAAAUCUGUGGGAAAAAUCACAAAAGUUAUAAAUGUUAGAAGGAUUAAGAGGAAAUCGAAGGAAAAUAAAGAGCUUGUGAAUACUUCAAUGAUUGUUUUGACUUGCAGAGGUAAGUUUAUUCCCCAGAAAGUUGAGUUAUUUUUGUGUAUUUUUUCAACUGAAAAGUAUAUAGAGCCGGUAAUACAAUGUUUUGGGUGCCUUCGUUAUGGUCAUACUCUGGCGCAAUGUAAAAGUAAACCUAGAUGUGACAGGUGCGGUCUAGAAAGAAUAGAACAAAUAGAAAAAAAAGAAAAAGAGAAUAGUCAUGAUAACUGUAUUGUAAAGUGUAUUUUCUGUAAAAAGAAUCAUUCUUCUACAGAAAAAGGUACGGACUUUAAAAACCGUGUUUGUCCUGAAUUUAUACGUCAAAAAAAAAUUAAAACAAUUAUGUCUUUAUAUAAUCUCUCAUUUUUUAAAGCUUCUCAAAAAACAAAAGCGGUAGUAGUACCUCAAAAGGAAUCAUCCAUGGUUCAAAGUACAAAUAAAAAUGUUUUCUCUGAGGACUUUCCUCCUAUUACUAAUGACAUAAUAGAAGAGGAAUUUCCCCUUCGGAAAAAUUUAACUUUUACAAAAGUACUUAAUAAAACCCCUCGUCAGCACGCAAAAAGGUCCUCACAAUAUAGUGAAGACCAUUUUCUUAAUUCAAACGGAAGAAUACAUGAAACACCUUCCAAACGCCCUUAUAUAUCAACUCCCAGUACCUCCCAACAGGCACAGGAAAUGACUAGUGAAAUGUCUCCCAACAAGGAGCAUUUUAGUGAGCUAUUUAUGCAUUUUUCCAAAAAUUUCCCAGAUAUUCUCUCAAAACUAAUAAAUAUACACUUUUCUCAAACUUCAAUGCAGGGUCAAACUGACGUUGCAUUGAAUAAAUAAUUACUUAGUUUAUUUAAAGUUUAUUUCAUUUAAUUCCUUUUUACUUUAAAAAGGAAAAAACAACAUAUAAAUUUCGUAUAUGGCAAAUCUUAAGAUAAUCCACUGGAAUAUUCGUAGUUUCCCAAAUAAUAAAACUAACUUAUUACUAUUAAUAAAAAAAUGUGAUCCUGACAUUAUCUCUUUAUCAGAAAUUUGGCUUAAAGCAAACAAAAAUAUAAACCUUAAAGACUAUAACUCCAUUUUAUUAAAACGAGAAGAUGGUAAAGGAGGUUCAGCACUUCUAAUAAAAAGAAAUAUACACUUCAAACAGAUUAAAUUAAAUUUUUUGCUUCCGGAAUCUGUCCAAAUGGUAAUAAUCCAAGUUAAUGAUAUAAAGAUUGGUUCUAUCUAUAUUGCUCCAGAUUAUGCAACUCAUGAUGUAUUUUGGAGAGAUAUUUUUAGUAGUUUGGGAGACACGUUUAUUUUGGUGGGUGAUUUCAACUGCCAUCAUAAAUCCUGGGGAAGUUUCAAAUGUAACACUAACGGUAAUAGGUUAAAAAGGUUUAUAGAUAAAAAAGAAAUAAAUAUAAUUAAUGACAAUAAAUCUACUAUGUUAAAUUGGAAUAAAAUCAGUAUUAUCGAUUUAGCAAUAUGUUCUAGUAAUCUACUACUAAACUGUAAAGAAGCUACUUUGGAGGAUAAUUAUGGUAGUGACCAUUAUCCGCUUGAGGUUCAUUUGGAAUUUCCCGGAAAGGGGAGAGGUAAAAAGCACAUUUCAAUACAAACUAAUAAAAGGAAUUAUAAGAGAGCUAACUGGAAUAAUUUCUAUUCCUCCCUGGAUGAAUACAAUUUUUCAUCUUUAACUUAUGAAAAUUUCAUAGACCUUCUUAACGAGAAAGGUGAUGCUAGUAUUCCAUAUAAAUCCUUUAUUCAAAACGAUUACAUAUGUCCAUGGUGGGAUGAGGAGUGUUCAGACAUGAUACGGGAGAGAAGGAGAGCCUUAAAGUCAUUUCGUACAAAUGGUAACUUAACUCUUUUUGUAGAAUUCAAAAAAAUAUCAGCAAAGGUAAAACAAUUUUUAAAAAAGAAAAAAUUUCAAUCGUUUCAUAAUUUUGCAUCAAACCUGAACAGGGAAAAUAAUAUAUCAAAUGUUUGGAAAUCAAUAAAAAUAUAUAAUAAGGCCAUGAUAAGAGAGAAUUAUUUCACUAGCAAUAUGGAUACAUGGAAGGAGUCUUUUUUGGACUCUCUAGCUCCCCCGUAUUGUGUUAAUCUCCCUGACUUUGGUAACAAUUGCUCAAAUAGUUUUCUACUUAGAAACAUAUGUAUAUCGGAACUAACUAGAGUACUAUCAAGGGUUAAGGAUUCCUCUCCAGGACCCGAUAAUAUCUCAUAUAGUAUGCUUAUUCACUCACCACUCAAAGUAAAGAUGUUUUUAAUUCGUUUUUUUAAUAAAAUUUUAUCAGGAAAUCAGGAAAUCCCGUCAGAUUGGUACAAUUUCACAAUCAUCCCAAUUCUCAAACAAGGUAAAAAUCCAGAUGAUCCUAAUAGUUAUCGUCCCAUAGCAAUGUCAUCUUGCAUUAGAAAAGUAUUUGAACACAUUAUUAAGGAUAGAAUUGAGUGGUGGGUGGAAAAGAAUCAAUUUAUCCCAAAUUUUCAAUUCGGCUUCAGAAAAGGUCUUAGUACCUUAGAUAAUGUUUCAAUUCUAACAAAUGAUAUUAUUGCCAAUCUUCUUAAAAAGAGUUACCAUACUCUGGCUCUUUUCCUAGAUAUCUCUGCAGCAUAUGAUAAUGUCCUGCCGGAUAAAUUGAUAUCAAUCCUGUCAGAUUUGAAUCUCCCAUCUGCUCUGGUUAAGAUUAUAUGGGAAUUAAUUUAUAAAAAACGCAUCAUACUUACAUCAAAUAAUGGAACUAAAAAUAGUAGAACAUCGUUUAAAGGUUUACCACAGGGGUCUAUUCUCAGCCCAAUUCUUUUUAACCUUUACUUAAGAGAUAUAGAAUCAGCCAUAAAUAUUAACACUAAAAUCCUUCAAUAUGCAGAUGAUAUAGUGAUCUAUUCCUGUGGUAUGGAUACUAGGUUAUCAGAACAUUUUAUUAAUUACUCUUUAGAGAGUUUGUCUUUAUGGCUGAUGGAGAGAGGUCUUACCUUGAGUCCAUCCAAAUCAAAGGCUAUACUUUUUUCCAAGAAUAGAACUUUUCAACCCUUUAUUAGGCUAAAUAACGAACAGAUUGAGGUAGUAAAUUCUAUAAAAUUUUUGGGAAUUUUUUUGGAUUAUAAUUUAAGUUGGUCUUCUCAUAUAAAUGAUAUUGUUAACAAAUGUUAUAGAAUAUUGAAUAUUUUAAAAAGUUUAACAAGAGUUUCUUGGGGAGGUGACCCUAAGACACUAUUAAUGAUAUAUAGAGGUUUGGUUAGGUCAAGACUAGAACAUGGCAGCUUUUUAUUUAACGCUUGCACUAAAGGUCUUUCGGAAAAAAUGGACAGGAUCCAAUAUCUAGCCCUUAGAAUUUGUUUAGGGAGUAUGUCUUCAUCCCCUACUAAUGCGUUACAGAUGGAAGCAUCUGAACCACCAUUAAACAUUAGAAGACAAUUAUUAGCAGAUAGAUUUAUUUUAAGAAAAUUUGCCAUAUCAUCAGAUAUGGUGAUAAAUAGUUUGCAAAAAUACGAUCCCCUCUACUCAAAGAGGUCCAAAGCCCUAUUAAUAAAAAAUAACUGCCUAUUCAAAUCGUUUAAAAAAUAUUAUGAAACUUCAAAAACAUUUUUAAGAAAAUCCAAAACACCAAUUUUUACUUAUAACUUUUUUGAGCAACUUGUCCCAAUUUCGGUGAUAUUGGAAUGGGGUGUUCAGAAGAGUUCGAACACAUGUCUUAUAAAAAAACUUUUUGAACAGAAAAUUAAUAAUGAUUGGUCCGAAUUUGUUCAAAUUUAUACAGAUGGAUCUGUUCAAAAGGUAAAAGGUUCAAGUUCUUUCGGAAUAUACAUCCCCUCUCUUAAUAUUGAAAGUUCAUAUGAGAUUGAUAGUAGAUCUUCAAUCUUUUUAGCGGAACAAUUGGCAAUUUUAUAUGCACUUAAAAUAUGUUUGGAUAAAAAAAUUAAGAAAUUCAUAAUAUUUUCAGAUUCUUUUAAUUGCUUAUUACAGAUCAAGAAAAAUUCUUGGAAUUCUAAAUCAAAUAUUACAAUGUUAGAAAUUAAUAAAAUAUAUUUUGAAAUUACUAAAAAUAAAGGAUACGGAAAGCUUUGUUGGAUACCUGGUCACUCCGGGAUCAAAGGUAAUGAAAAGGUUGAUCAGUUAGCAAAAAAGGGUCAAAAAAGGGUAGAAAAUUUUAAAAUUCCAGCAAAUGAACUCUACAAAGAGGCCAACAAACAUUUGCUUUUUAGUUGGAAAAAAUUUUGGUACAAUUCAGUAAAAAAGAAAGGUAAAAAUUACAUUUUAUCAGAAAACCACAUAUGGAAAAUUCCAUGGUUUAACAACUCAGAAUACUUGGGGAGAGACUUUAUAACAACAAUAAGUAGAUUUAGGCUGGGACACAAUGCAAUUCCAGCUCAUUUAUUCCGUAUAGGAGUAAAAGACGAUCCUUUUUGUGACUGUGGUUUUCCUACCGUUCCUGAUUUUUUCUUUGUUUGUGCUGUUACAUAACCUAAAUAUUUGACUUACAAAAGAAGAAACCUCCAUAAACACUCUUGACGACGAAAAAAACAAAAAACUAGUAGCUGGCCAGUAAGAGCUCCAUUGUCUCAAGGCCAAUUUCCUUUGAAAGGAAAUAAAUAAGUAAGAAGAAGAAGAAGAAGAAGUAGACAU